Messenger RNA from Cannabis sativa, 2091 nucleotides. RefSeq lists its product as uncharacterized. The transcript is spliced from 3 exons. Gene Ontology annotation, cellular component: nucleus. NCBI's taxonomy places the organism in Eukaryota, Viridiplantae, Streptophyta, Magnoliopsida, Rosales, Cannabaceae. Gene Ontology annotation, molecular function: sequence-specific DNA binding; DNA-binding transcription factor activity. The record is from RefSeq and is a predicted model, not a curated record. The coding region runs from base 380 to 1807 and encodes 475 amino acids. Gene Ontology annotation, biological process: regulation of secondary shoot formation.
AUAUAUAUAUAUCCAUACUAUAAAAGUGUGUUUCUUCUUCAUCCUAGCUUCAACACCAGGGCAUUAUAUGGUGACUACCACCUGAGUUUAUACUUCAUUCCUUCGUUUAUCUACCUCUUGACCUUCAUUUAUGAGAGAUAAAGAAGAAAUUAAACUAGAAAAAUAAUGAUCAAUUGACAAAGAUGGUUCAAGUGGCCCUUACCACAUACAAUGCUGCUAAAUCUCCCACACCACUGAUCAUGAACAUCAUCAUCUAGCUACUUCGACGAGUACCCUAUUACAUCGCUUCGAUCUUCCUGUAGCUAGAAUAUUGUCCGGUGCAAUUUGAAGACACCCCAGAAAAGUAUACAUAAAUUUAUAUUUUUAUAUUUAUAUAGAAAUGUUUCCAUCAAACACUUGGAAUAUUGGGAAUGACCCCAUCUCUUUUUCUCAUGACCAGUCUCUUAUUCCUAACACUUCUAAGCCUUGUUUACUUAGCGAUAUUGUUGUUAACACAAACACAAGUACCCCCAAUUCCAAACAACCAUUUUUCUACUUCCCAUCUUCUCCUUUGUUUGAAGAUGAAAACCUAUUCCUCCACAAUAACCAAAACAACUAUGACGGCCUCCUUCUUCUUCCUCACUUGAACAAUACUACUACUACUACUACUACUACCACCACUACUACUAAUAUCUUAAGUACUAGUAGUACAGACAAAGCCGCCCAUGUAGGGGUGUCAGCCGAGCCUAACAACAAUAAUAAUGAAGAUCCCAUGAAUCUCACCAACGACCUGCACCACUACCACAAUCACCAGAAGGAAGAUCUCUCAGAAUUGAGGAAAAAUCACAUCGCCAGAUACGAUGGUGAUGGUGAUGGUGAUGGUGAUGAUGAUGAUAAUAAUGAUGGUGAUCAGCAAAAACUGAUCCCGAGGAAAAAGAUGACGGCCAAGAAAGAUCGGCACAGCAAAAUUAUGAUGAGCGCAGGGAAACGACCAAGGCACAGAAGAAUGAGAUUAUCCCUAGAUGUUGCUCGUCAGUUCUUUGACUUGCAAGACAUGUUGGGGUACGAGAGGGCUAGCAAGACCGUCGAGUGGCUUCUCAUCCAGGCUAGACUGGAGAUAAAAAAACUGGCCAGGAAAACGAGCACUACUACUACUCUUGCUGCGGGUUUAGAGAAGAUCGCAAAUUCUAGUACUAAUUCAGGGACUAACUCAGACUGCGAAGUGGUUUCCGGCUUGGACGAGGUUGCAGUAGUUGAUCAUGGAGAUACCUCUAAAUCUUUGGUUAAUAAAGAGACGAAGAAGAGACAGAUAGUAUCCAGACCAAGAUGGGGAUUGAAGCGGCCGAGGGAAUCGAGGGACAAGGCGAGGGAGAGGGCAAGAGAAAGGACUAAACAAAAGCACAUGCGGGGUAAAAGGGCACUGUUAGCUGCUGUUGUUGACCAUCAUUGCCAACAUGGUAACAACCAAGACCUAAUAAGCCAUGGAUUGAGGACGUCAUGGAGUUUGGAAACUGGGGAAGAAGAAUCUGGAACCCAUAGUGGCCAAAAUAUUAACUCCUUCGAAGGUUUAGUACUACAAGCUAAUUAUCAUGAAUUUGAGGAACCAUUAACGACUUGGCACCAUAAUGGCCACCAAGAACAAUACCGCAAUACUUGUACUCCAGCUGCACUACCUAAUUUAGCGGACGAGUGUUCUUUCUUAAAUGUGGGAAAGUGCUAUUGGAGCUCAUCUCCCAUAUUCAAUUAUUUGCAGACCACUGCUACUUCUGAAUCCACCGGAUCAAUCCCCCAAGAACAUCAGUUUCAAGACUUUCAAUUCUUUAGCUAAGCAUGGGAGGGAGGCAUCCAACAACAACAACCAGCUAUGCUAAUUACUUGCUCUCUCUUGAUGAUGAUUAUGGUAUGUCAUGAACUGCAGAAUAUUAUUUGACAAACUAUAUUAUGUUGUGCACAUAUUUCAUUUUCUUAAUUUGUGUUUUGCGUAUGUAAUAUUUAUACGGGAGGCUAGGCUUAUUCAGCUAGCUAGCUAUAUGGUUUCUGGAUAUUUUUAUGACCAAUUUUCUACUUGUGAACUACAAUUAAUGAUUCAAAUCAUCAGUGUUCUCUUAUUUA